AUGUUAGUGUCAGACAGGUUAUUAGACGUUCUUUUCCACAACAAAACCAUCGAAGUCAGGUUUGCGAGGGAUGCUAGGUGUAACACAAUAAGAUGUUACAAUCAAUCUGAACAUGACUCUGAGUCAUCGCACCGAAAUCUGGUUUUAUCCGUCCGUCCCACUUAUAAGACCAAGCCGAAGCGGCGAAUGAAAUUGUUACCUGAAGGAAUCAAGCCCGAUUGGACAAUGGAAAAAGAAAAGGAAAUGGCAAGCAAGAAACUGGAUGACGAGGAAAGUUUGGUUCCUACGGAACUGCCAGAGGAAAAGCCUAAGACCAGCACCUCAAAAAUUGUCGACGUUGUCAAAUCUACGGCUCAUGUUUUGUUGGAAAAGAAAAAAGAAACAUGUUGUCUCCUCCCACAAAACUGCUGUCUCCUAUCCGAUAAAUGUCCUGUGAGCAAAUUGCCAGUGGUACGGCAAAUAAAGGAAAAACUUGUCCAUCACAAAGAAGAAACCGCUGAAACGGCUUGAAGUUUAUCGAUUUUCAAAAAUUGUCUGCCUGUAAUCAUGAAUGUUGUGAAAAGUAAUGUAAUAUUUUUUGAUUGAUUUGUGACUGAUAUGUGAUUUUAUCGAAGUUGAUCUGG
Molecule: messenger RNA, 623 nt
Organism: Cylicocyclus nassatus
Lineage: Eukaryota; Metazoa; Nematoda; Chromadorea; Rhabditida; Strongylidae
Source: the annotation of a GenBank genome assembly